This is a messenger RNA of Pseudoliparis swirei, 2518 nucleotides long. RefSeq names its product immunoglobulin superfamily, member 5b (gene igsf5b). The transcript has 11 exons. NCBI's taxonomy places the organism in Eukaryota, Metazoa, Chordata, Actinopteri, Perciformes, Liparidae. The record is from RefSeq and is a predicted model, not a curated record. Bases 1140 to 2294 code for a protein of 384 amino acids. Gene Ontology annotation, biological process: cell-cell adhesion.
ACAUCCGGAAGGUUUGGCUAGCUGGAUGCUGUCGUGCUAAUGCCGUAUUUAGCUUUAUAAAUCAACGGGGACAGAUCCAACAUGGACAGAUACGGGAGUAAGGGGCAUGAAGCACUUUAAUUCAAUUCAGUUUAUUUUAUAUAGCCCAAUAUCACACAUUAUGAAUUUGCCUCAGAGGGUUUUACAAUCUGUACACAUACGACAUCCCUGACUUUUGACCUCACAUCGGAUCAGGAAAAACUCCCAAGAAAUAGAAACAACCCUUUCACAGGGAAAAAAGGGAAGAAAGCUUCAGGAGAGCAACAGAGGAGGAUCCCUCUCCAGGAUGGACAGAAGCAAUAGAUGCCAUGUGUACAGAAGGAAUCAUUACAGUUACAAUACAUUCAAUGAAGAUGACAGAGUGUAUGAAGACAUUACACUACAUUUAAUUUCCCGCAUCAACUGUUUAAAAGAAGACCACCCAGUAAGAUUAUUUGUGGGCUGGGUGCUCCUUGUCUGAGCAAUUCAACAAGACAUUCAGAUGUCAUAUUCCGUUUCAUUAGAAUAUUUCACUAAAACAAGCCAAAAAUGUCAACUCGUAGUUGCAUUAGAAGCAAUGCAGUCAUUCAGAUUCAUCUCCUGUGGAACAUGAAUGUUGUUGAGAUAUUUCAGUCUGGAGCAACGAGGUUGACAAACAUAACGGACAGACAGACAUUGCCACCCGGCGCCACACUGCUGGCACGGCUAAAAGUUCUUGAAGCAAACGGAGAGCUUCACACUGUCCAUCGGGCAUGUUUACCUCACGGAGACAUCAUCCCACGCCCAAAGCCAUCCAUUUGACGAGGAGGGAGGCCUGAGGCCCCCUGGGAACUGGGGACUUUUCAAGGGGUAUUGUUUGCAGUCUGAGUCACUCUAUAUUUAUAUCAGUGUGUAGCACGGGGGCAAAGUUCGCACUGCGUUUGGUAAUAUUUAACAGGACAGUUUUGGGUGACAUGGCUGAGCGGCGAGAAUGAGAAAAAGGCAGCGUUGUUGACAUGUAUCCACCGCGUGGGACACUUGCCGCUGAUGCAUAGAGACACCAAACCGAGCAUUGAACAAUGGAUUGACUGGAUCGACUGAUUAAACAUGGACCUCUUUUAUCUGCUCGUGCUCCUACUUUCAUGCAGGAUUCAAGCCAUAGAUUCAUUGACAAUCUCCUACUGAGUAAUUCAUCCCUAAAUCCUGUCUGCUCUCAUCCAUGCACCCCGUCCAAACCACCAUCGUUUCAAUCUGGACAGCACAUAGUCAGAGGUCUGAUGAAGCUGUCGCCCGGCACACUAACCGUCCUUCGAGGAGACGAGGCCCGGUUUACCUGCAGUACCUCCGACACUCAGUGGACUGUUAUGUUGUGGCUGCUGAACGGCACGGCGGUUCUCACCAUCUCCAAGGAGUUUGGCGUCCUGCCCUCCAUCAACCCGAAUGUGACGGCCGAGACAAGCCUCGUCUCACGUGGAGACAGCUGGGUGUUUGUCCUGAAGAGCACAGAGAGGCACAACCAGGGACCAGUGACCUGUGACCUCCAGGGCAUUGACAGGACAACAGCAAGCCUGUUUGUACAAGAAACGGGCAGCGUGAAAGUCUUUGGGGAUAACAAGGUGGCUUUUCAGGGUCAGUCGGUCCUAUUUGAAUGCCAAGCAGCAGGAUGGUACCCUCCACCCACUUUGCAAUGGCAGGUGAAUGACAAAAAGGUGAACCAGGGGGAAUACAACAUCAGCAGUGAAGAGCCCGGGAAGAGCCUCUUCACCGUAACCAGCAACCUCAGCGUGACGGCAGUGAAGAGCUCUCAUGUGGCUUGUCAAGCCUCUGUGUCGGCCCUCGCCACACCACUGAGGAGCAGCCUCCGUCUGACAGUGGUUACAGAGGUGGUGCAGGAGGGAGAUGACUGCACGGUCCCUGUGGCAGUAAUGGCCUCCUUCUGUGCUCUCCUGCUGCUCCUCCUGCUCUGCGUCUCCACCGUCCUCUGGCUCAGACAGAGGAGACAAGCAAAACCGAGCCCACGGGAGGCAAUACGGUUCGACCAAUCAGUGAGCGGGAGAAGCUCGGUUGCUGAGGCGACAGGAGGGAAGGUCAACGUGGGAUAUUCUGGUGAGGGCCCCACAGAUGCAGUUAUCAAUGAGCUAAUCGUGGAAACUCGUAGGCAGGAGGAUGUUGUCGGCUUUCACAAGGUCCCUGAUGUCGUGUAUACCAGCAGUCGGUCUCCACACAGUGAGGACCCACCCCAAGUGUGUCUAUCAGAGGAAAACGUCAAGAGUGUCAGGAGAAUUACCACAGUUUGAAAUAAAAAUAUGGUGUCAAUGAUGUACACUGUUGUACAGUUCAGUAUUUACAGAUGGGGCCCCUCACCAGUGUUACAUGUAUGUAAAACUGUUAGCUAAUGUUAUACAUAACAUUAGCUAAAAGCAUGUAGCACAUUAUUUCAAAAAUAUAUUUACUUUAAUGUAUCCUUCAAAAAAUGUAAACAUUGUUUUUAAAAUGUUCAAUAAAGUUGUGUGCUCCUUUA